Molecule: messenger RNA, 669 nt
Organism: Acanthosepion pharaonis
Lineage: Eukaryota; Metazoa; Mollusca; Cephalopoda; Sepiida; Sepiidae
Source: the annotation of a GenBank genome assembly
AUGGUGAAAAUCUCGGGUUAUAUAUUUGAAAACCCGACUUACAUUUCGAUCGUUGUUGUCAUAUCAAGAAAGCUUCACAAUUUUUUUUUACUUCAUUUUUUCUCUUUUUCUGCUUUCACACUCGCUCUCUCUCUCUCUCUCUCUCUCUCUCUCUUCCCCUCCUUUUUCUGCUUUCCCACUCUCUCUCGCUCUCGCUCUCUCUCUCUCUUCACCUCCUUUUUCUGCUUUCCCACUCUCUCUCGCUCUCUCUCUAUCUCUUCCCCUCCUUUUUCUGCUUUCCCACUCUCUCUCGCUCUCUCUCACUCUCUCUCUCUUCACCUCCUUUUUCUGCUUUCCCACUCUCUCUCGCUCUCUCUCUUCCCCUCCUUUUUCUGCUUUCCCACUCUCUCUCUCUCUCUCUCUCUCUCUCUCUCUUCCCCUCCUUUUUCUGCUUUCCCACUCUCUCUCUCUCCACCUCUCCAACCCCUUUUACAAUUACAUUUCUCUUUCUUUUGUUUUAUCUCCUUUUUUGGUAUCUUCUGCUGUAUUUCAAUAUUUGUUUGCUUCUAUUUUUCUUUUACUUUCUCACUUUUUCUACGUUUUACUUUUUCUUUAACUAUUACAUUUUUUUGUCUUAAUUUAUUUUCAACCUUUUACUUUUUUCUCUUUCAUUUCUUUUCUGUUUUCUAA